UGCUGAAGACAGUUGAUAGCUCGCUAUGUAUGGACGGGACUACUGCGAAUAAACUAAACUGAUUCGUAAUUUGACGGUCGUAUAUUGCGAAACGUUUAUGGUCUUUUGUUUUGCCUAUCAUUUGAUUAUAUGGAUGGCUCUUUUGCGACAUAAGAAGCUAUGCCUUGUGCAGAUACCCUUGUCAAUGGCGAGGCAUUAACCGUGUUAGCUAGCUAGCUGAGAUUAACUUUUGCCCAACCAUACCCGGUUAGUGUUAGCUAGCUAGCUAGCGAUGUACGUAUGAUAUUGUAUAACGGCAGGUGUAACCUGCUUAGAUGUACAUUUGUUCUGUCGUUGUGAAGAAUUCUCUUAUGUAUAAGACAUGGGUUAGCUUGCUAUUUAGAAAACCUGUGUGGCCGUAUAGCCAUCCACCUGACUGUUCUUGCCGAUAAUCCUGAUAGCUACCCUGAUAAAUCGGCUAUAUUUCCAUUACAAGGUACCUAGCUAAAUAUUAAUUACAGAAGCUUAUUUCCAAACAGUUUUCCUGUCAGAGGUGCGUGCUUAGCACGCUCAUUUUGCAGUACCGUUUUUUUACUUGAUAAUAGCCGGAUUUUAUUUCAUUAGCGUGGAUUCAUAGGCCAGGUGGCCCAAUCCCCUAGAACAGCUUCUCCAUGGUGUUACGCAGACUCUUAAGAAAACGUUGGGUUCUAGGUGUGGUGUUUGGACUGUCACUGAUCUACUUUCUGACCAGCACCCUGAAACAGGAGGAGAGGACAAUACGUGAUCGCACCCUGUUGCAAGCUAGGGACCCCGAGCACCGCAUUGCAUGGAAGGUUCGGUUCAAUUUGGGCAACAGCAGCAGGCAGAUAACGCAGUGUCGGAACUCUAUUCAAGGAAAGACGCUUCUCACGGAUGAACUGGGUUACGUCUGUGAAAGAAAGGACCUGCUGGUGAACGGGUGCUGUAACGUCAACUCCCCGAGCUCCCGGCAGUACAUGUGCAAAAGCUGCCUCCUCAACGGUUGCUGCAGCAUCUACGAAUACUGCGUGUCCUGCUGCCUGCAGCCCAACAAGCAACCCCUCCUGGAGCGGUUCCUCAAUCGGGCAGCAGAUGGCUUCCAGAACCUGUUCACUGCCGUGGAGGACCACUUCGAGCUCUGCCUGGCCAAGUGUCGCACUUCCUCCCAGAGUGUCCAGCAUGAGAACACCUACAGAAACCCGCAAGCCAAGUUCUGCUACGGGGAAAGCCCCCCCGAACUGCUGCCCAUUUGAGGGGGCAGCAACCCUGCGGACGCGGACUCCGCCCAGGCUCUCGCGUGAUUGACAGGGGGGAGGGGAGGGGCCACUGAUGAGCUGACAGGGCAGAACUCCCGACUUCCAACUCCCAAUCCCAGGACGGGCCCCUGUGGCCCAGAAUUGCCGCUUGCAAGAAAGUUGCCGGAACGUUCCAUUGGACAGUAGCACUCGUACGUUUUUUUUUUACACUUCAUAAGUGCAUCCGACGCCUCUUUACUUCAUCAGUGAUGAUUAUCAGAUGUCAUUGACUCAUCGGUGAAGAAUCUCCUCACGCCAUUUCUCCCUCCGGAAGUGAAGACGAGGAGUAUUUUUUACGAAUGACAUCACCGAACGACAUACCGAGCAAUAUUUACCUCUCUGUCUCUGUCAACGCUCUGUGGAUGGCUGUUCAUACAAUGUGACUUAGGCCGUGUAACCAAUGCAUGCAUUCUGUGAAGGAAAACUUAGGCGUUUGACAUAAAUGCUGGCUUCAUGCCUUGAUCUCACUAGUCUCAACCCUCCAUAAGGGUUCAACUCGUUUCAUAAUAAACUAAUGGUCUUAGUUUGGCAUUAUUCGGUCGCUGGAACCCUCCACCAGGUGUGUUCAGUUACCUUUCUUUAAGAAUAAAACUUUUUUACUUUUCAUAAUAGUUAUGAAAGCCUGGCCCUUUCUCCCAGGUACUGCCAUUCUGAAUUGCCAACCUGUCCCAGCUCUGAAAUAAUUUAUUCUGUUUUUUUAACAUCAAUUUUGUAUUUAGCUCAUUAGUCAAGCAUCGUAAUGGAAGAAUUUGAGCUUAGAAAAAAAAAAAGGCAUUUUGACAUCCCACUUCCAAAAUGGUCUCGUAGGAAAUGUGAGGUAACUGGAUGACCUAUAAUACAUUUAUUUAGCAGUUUCAUUUAAGAUAUUAAGUAAAAAUGGGUGAUAUAUUAAACAAUAUACAACCGUUUUUUUGGCAUUUUAUCUGUUGACUGAAGUGUAAAAAGCCUAUAGACUUGACUGCUGCAUUGUUUUGCAAUAAAAAAAAAAAAGUGUUUUACACUGUACUGCUAUAAUCUUCAGUGAUUGAAACAUCUUAUGUGAUUGGCUGAUUUUAAAUGCAAAAGACCUCAGCUUGAAUAAUGAUUCUCGCGGACAGAUGGAAGACUGUAUUGUACGUUGGAUACAUUCCCAAAAAGGGAAGAACAUAUCUUGCUUGAAUUUAAUUGCACCCAUAAACAUUAAUUUUCCUCUC
Molecule: messenger RNA, 2485 nt
Organism: Anguilla rostrata (American eel)
Lineage: Eukaryota; Metazoa; Chordata; Actinopteri; Anguilliformes; Anguillidae
Gene: spring1
Product: SREBF pathway regulator in golgi 1
Exons: 5
Coding region: 651-1250 (199 amino acids)
Biological process (GO): positive regulation of SREBP signaling pathway
Source: RefSeq, a predicted model, not a curated record